AAUGUGCAAAUUAUUAUUAUAAUAAGUAUGUUUUGUAUAUAAACAUGUGUUAUCUCAAGUUCAAGACAUUCCGGCUCCUACAGUCAACAGAUACAGUGCACAAAAAUGUUAAAAAUAUAUUUAAUUUGUUUGUCUUACUUGUUCAUGUUAAACUUAGACAGGGCACAAUGCACCCCCCAGUAUUGGUUCAACAUGGAUGCGAAUGGGUGGCUGAAAGUGCACACGGUACCCGCCACGUGGGAGGAAGCAUUCCUUCGGUGUCACUAUGAAGGUGCGGUACUUGCGUCCCCCUUGACGCAGCAACUGAGUAAGGCUCUUCAAGACAAGUUUGCAGGCAUCGGUGACCCAGCAAUCCACUUGGGGACACAUGAUUUGUACUCCAGUGGUUACUACUUUUCUGUAGAAGGAGUACCAAUGGACAGCUUGGUGCUGAAAUGGAGUAAUAUCAGAGGUACGGGCGACUGCCUGGCGAUGUCACGCGACGGGGAAGCAUUUUUCACGAAAUGCGAGCAACCUCGACCCUACAUCUGCUACAAGAAGCUGGACAAUCUGACGAUGAACAUCUGUGGAACAUUUGAUGACGCUUAUCAAUUCUACGAUAAGACUGGCAGCUGCUAUAAGAGACACAACGUCUAUCAGACAUGGCCUGACGCGUUCAAGAUAUGCGCUGCCGAGGGAGGGUACCUGGUGAUCCUGAACGAUGACACAGAGGCCGCCAUCAUCAAGGAUAUGUUCCCCGUACGGCCAGGAAAGCCCAACGAAUGGGAGAACUUCCACGUGGGGCUGCGGGCAUGGGGACCGGAACGUACUUGGAUCACUAUUCAUGGAGAAAACAUUGAUGAUGUAUACCAUAAUUGGAACCCGGGACAGCCGGACAACUACAAGGGAGUCCAAGAAACUGGCGCUUUAGUUAGAAAAGGCACUUUAGACGAUCAUGCCGCUGGUGACAAAUGUAUGUUUGUCUGUGAGAAGGAUCCUAAAGUAAAACGCUUCGAAGAGCUACCCGAAGGAUUGGCCGAAGUUUUAGGACAAUAGGCCGCUAGUCAAAUAUUGUUCAUAUACCUAAGUUUUAAUUAUGUAAAAAUAAUGUAAACAAAUUUUAAUCGAUUGCAGAAUUUAAUAAAUUUGAAACUUUAUUU
Spodoptera frugiperda (fall armyworm) is the source of this 1139-nucleotide messenger RNA. Its product is annotated as macrophage mannose receptor 1. The transcript is spliced from 6 exons. The coding region runs from base 106 to 1035 and encodes 309 amino acids. NCBI's taxonomy places the organism in Eukaryota, Metazoa, Arthropoda, Insecta, Lepidoptera, Noctuidae. The record is from RefSeq and is a predicted model, not a curated record.